AUGGACGCCCUUACUCAGUCAGAGUUCGCUUGGUGUCUGCCGGGCGAAAUCAUCCAGGUGCGCUUCGACCACGACUUUGACUUUUCUCCAGUCAACCCCCUUGGUGACUCUUCCUUCUCCUCCUCUUCUUCCUCCCCAUGGGCUGAGCCACUCAAGAGCAUCAUAUACCAAUCCGCAGAAGCACCUGCAUCCCUCCAGGGCACAGCAUCCACAUCGGAUACCUUCCUCUCUCCAAGUCCUGAGCGCAGCUGUGCCAAGAAAUCAAAAGCCCACCCUGUACAGAACCCAUUGGCUACGCUUCUUUCUGCAGCUGGAAACACCAUUCACAGCAGACUCACCCAGGACUCCUCAGAUCUAUCUCAGCAUCAUCAUCAUUACCAUAACCAUUAUCAAAACCAUCAACAGCGGGACUCAUCUAGUCAGCAUCACUCGCUACAUCAUGGACAUCAUGGAUACACACAUCACCACAACCGGAGCCGCACACACCCUGGACACGACCUGAAUAAGCAGCAUUCAUUGGGGUCUGGUUCGAUGUCACAAGACCCGGGCAAGCCUGCUUUGAGGACAUGUCUGGUCAUUACCAAUUUCCGGAUCUGCUCGACGCAACAGUCCCCAUUGGGACACGAUACGAUCCUGGCGCAGGUCGCACACAGCUCGAUUGCCACAAUCACGCUUCAGGAACACCGAAUCAGUCUCACGCUCAAGUUCGAUUCUCCGCAAUACAUAAUUUCGCAGCAAUCACAUGGCCCGCCCACCAUUAGCGAUGUGAUGUCCUGUUUGCGAAGACUGGUGUUUAAUGAAGAGGUCAGAACCCGGUUUCCGUAUUCGAUAGGACAGUUCCUUCUAGAGCAGGAUCGGAGGGCGGCUGUGGAAGGGAAAGAUGUUGGACAGACCAGGGCGAAUCUGUGGACUGCCGAGGAUGUCAUUGUGCCAUCGUCAAGGAGCAAACGAAACGCGUCCUGUGGAGAACCUUCGGAAAAGCGGAUGUUGGGAUGGACUGGGGGAUACGAUAUCCACAGAGAAUUCAAGCGGUUGAAUUUUGACGAUUCUUUAUGGACGGUAGCGCAUCUGAAUAGAGACUUCGAGUUGUCGCCAACAUACCCAGAGCAAUAUAUUAUGCCGAUCAGCUUCCUCGACCAUGGUGGUGCGAGCUCCUCGGUAGAUCAGGCAGCACGGUUCUCAACUUCUCCAGGAUCUGAUCCACCAUCCUCAUUGCAUACCCAUGCCGCGUCCGGGUUUCCGGAGCCUCGGCACUCCUACAGCGCCAAUGCAUGCAUGAAGCAACUGGCUGCCUUCCGAUCGAAUAAGCGAUUUCCGAUGAUUUGCUGGAGGUCGCCCGAUACGGGUCUUGUUCUUAUGAGGAGCUCGCAGCCAAUGGUUGGGUUUCUCGGCGCUAGAGGGCCUGAGGAUGAGACUUAUAUCAGGACGGUUUUGACAACCGCGGCCAGAGAACAUCGUCGCUCUCAUUCGGGUCGGAAAUGUACGCCAAAACUGUGUAUCAUGGACGCUCGUGCGUAUACAUCCGCUGUCGCUAAUGGAUAUGUUGGGGGUGGUCGCGAGAAUCCAGACCACUAUCCGAACGCCACGAUAUCGUACAUGUCUCUUGCCAAUAUUCAUGUCAUUGCCAAUUCUCAUCAAACCCUUCUCAAGGCGGUAUCAACUCAGUCGGACUCGACAAACUGGUUCACGCUGAUCGAAUCGACGGGAUGGUUAACACACGUCGCCGAUCUACUGAAAGCUGCAUCCGGGCGUGAAGGCAUCGUCGGAAAGAUGCUUGACCAAAACUGCUCGCUUCUGGUGCAUUGCACAGAUGGAUGGGAUAGAACUACACAACUCGUCUCAUUGGCUCAGAUCCUCUUGGAUCCGUACUACAGGACCAUACAGGGUCUUCGCGUAUUGAUCGAGAAGGAAUGGCUAUCUGCCGGUCACCCAUUCCAGUCACGCACAGACGCACUGUCCAGCCAAAAGAAAGCAAUGUCGGUGUCACCCUUGGAGGAUGAACCUCAGGACUCGUGGCGGGCAUCUGCGACGAUGCUUCACUCUAGUCCCAACGGCGCUAAGGAGUCGAUAUCCUUCUCGCGAAAAAAAUGGAAACGACCGUUGCUUUCAGACUCCGAGUCCAAGGUGGAGUCGAAAACGACCUUACCGUCUACGUGUCUUCCAGAGACUCGGCCGACACCCUCUGUAGAGAAUGGAAGUCCCUCAAUGCGGCCUCCUGUUCUGCCCUCGUCGUUCACGGGAACGCCAUCUUCGCCAAAGUACACUCCCAUGCCGGUGCAGACAGUCCCACUCGCACCUUCGCCCGUAUUUUUGCUCUUCCUGACGUGUCUGCAUCACAUUGUUCAGCAACAUCCGACUCGAUUCGAGUAUAAUGACUAUCUGCUCGUGGUGCUCGCACGCGCCGCGGCCGGGUUUUCUCCGUUUGGCGAUUUCCUGUACAACAAUGAACAUGAGCGUGCACAGGACCGGCUGAGGGAGCGGACAUUGUCGAUCUGGAAAUGGGUUCACGAGAACCAAGGCUGGUUCACGAGUCAUGAUUACAUCCCUCCGGAACUGGGAGAACGUACAUCAAGGAACUUGGGCGAGGGUGGAUGGCGCGAGCAUGUAUUGCAUGUGCAGACAGGGGGUCGGUUCACGUCACUGUGGACAGAGUAUUACUUUAAUUCGACGCCGAAUUGGUUCCCAGAUCCGAGGAUGGUGCUCUCGAAUGCGACUUCGUUCUAUGACAGAUCAGGGUCAGGAGGUCAACUGGAGAAGCCGGUGGGGCUGCGGUGUUUAAGGCAUCAUGUACGGGUGCUGGCGGAUCCGUGGUAUGGGAGCCAGUUUGAUGAGACGCAAUUGCAGCAUAUUGCAUUCCCGGGUGCUGCGUCGAUGCAGCAACAUGGUUAUUGUCCGCAGGGUGGACACGGUCCUGGGCAAAACAUUGGCACGGUGACGACGAUACCACCAGCGCUAGCGUCGUUGAAGGGCCAGGAAAUGCACAUGUACUAUAUGCUGGCGCAGCAUCUACGGGCGAAACGACGCAAGCUGAUGCAGAGAGCAUUCCGAAGUUGGCGUAAGUGGGCAAGACGAAGGGUUGCGGUUAAGCCCGCGAGGGAGGAUGGGUGGGAAGAUGGAGCAAUCUCGGGUAGUAAUAGUAGUCAGGAGGACGACUUUCGCCAUGAGGAUAUGGAGUCGGACGAUAAUGAUGAGGAGGAGGAGGAGGAGGAAGGGGACAUUAAAAGGAAGAGAGCGGCCCCAGAGCUGAAGAUCCUGGGAGCGAAGAAGGGAAUUGAGGUGGUGAUGGGACGGAUUUUGGAGAGUGGGCCGUUCUUUGGAGAGCGAAUCACGCUUGAAUAUGAGGAAGACACUGAGGAAGAGGAGGAGCAAGCUGCGAGGAAUGAGGAGGAAGAAAUAAGGAGGAGGGUAAUGGAAGGGAUAGAGGGCGAGAUUGGGGGGAUAGUGGUAGAUGAGUCCGAGGAAGGACUUGAGGGUGCUUUUGAUGACUUUGGGUUCCCAGUAGGAGUCGAUGAGAAGGAGGUGUUUAUUGCGGUGUGA
This is a messenger RNA of Gamsiella multidivaricata, 3537 nucleotides long. RefSeq names its product protein-tyrosine phosphatase-like protein. Gene Ontology annotation, biological process: dephosphorylation. The transcript is spliced from 5 exons. NCBI's taxonomy places the organism in Eukaryota, Fungi, Mortierellomycota, Mortierellomycetes, Mortierellales, Mortierellaceae. The record is from RefSeq and is a predicted model, not a curated record. Bases 1 to 3537 code for a protein of 1178 amino acids. Gene Ontology annotation, molecular function: phosphatase activity.